AUGGCGCCAGUUAAUCCACAAAUCCUGACCUCGUUUCGAAAACAGAGGCUUCAAUCUGAAUUCGCAGGACUGAAGCAGGCGUGUCCAGAGGGAGUCUUCGUAAGCUUAACACCUACCGACCCGACAAUCUGGUCAGCAAUCCUCUUCGUGCGAGAUGGACCCUAUGCGCCAGCUGUACUGCGAUUUCACAUCUCCUUCCCCUUGUCCUACCCCGAGAUGCCUCCGUUGGUCUCAUUCGCCACCGACAUCUUCCACCCGCUCAUCACACCCUUGACAACGAACCAGAGCACCGGCGCCGUCAGCGCAACUGAUGACGAGCGGCUACCUCUGGGAGGCUUCAGCCUUCGGCAUGGGUUCCCAGUGUGGUUCAGUAGAGGCGAAAAGGCAACGCCGGAAGCCACAGGGGAAUACUCAGGAGGUCGCUCGGUACAUGCGAGCCCGCCGAGGGUCCCCGAGCUGGGCUCGAGCCAAAGCGCUGAGCGCUACCCGUCUGUCUACGACAUCCUAAAGUACAUUCGGAGCACCUUCGACGACGGAGAUGUCCUGGACUCGGUGCCGAUAGAGGCCGCGGGGAACCCUGGCGCCUGGCACGCGUGGAGGACGCACCGCCGCAACUCGAGCAGGCCAGCGCAGAGUAGCACCGGUGAUGAUCCCGUUCUGCAGGAUGAUGGCACGAAGCCGCCACCAGAUCCUGCCGCUGACUCAGGGAACGACUCCUCUGGGACCAGAGCCCCAGGGGAGUGGAACUGGGAUGGUGUGUGGGAGGCUCGCGUCAAGAAGGGGAUUGCGACCUGCUUGUCGGAGGCUGCCCUCUACGGGGGAUCCAAUACUGUACCUGAGGAUCUGAUUAAUUUCGUUCCUAUGGACGAACCGGAAAUUGAGACAGUCAAAGAAAAUAUCAUGCGUGUUCUUGGAAGUACAGCUUGA
Molecule: messenger RNA, 927 nt
Organism: Clonostachys byssicola
Lineage: Eukaryota; Fungi; Ascomycota; Sordariomycetes; Hypocreales; Bionectriaceae
Source: the annotation of a GenBank genome assembly